CUGAAUCCACUCUGUCUGAUAUAAGAUUUUAACCACGACACUAGUACUGGUUCCACCAACCACUACAUAAGCAUCCUGUAUCCAACACUGUGACUCACACAGACUACACCAACUCAAUUGAACCAUUCUCUACCCAAACAAUUACCACACACACCCCUACCAAGUCAUCUACAUACACACACACACGCAAUAAACAACUUCCCACCAAAAUGUCCCCCAAAGAACCAACCUCAACCCUCUACGCCACCACCUUCCCCAUCCUCACCAGCAUCCUCAAAACCCUCCUCCACCUCCUCCGCACCGCCGAACGCACCCACUCCAACCCAUCUUCCCUCCUGCUCAACUCCCGCCUCCAUGCUACAAUGUACCCCCUCGCAGACCAAAUCCGCAUCGCGACAACCUUCUCCGUCCGUCUUUUCGCCCGUCUCACCAACCACCCGGAGGCAGACACGCUCCCCACAACCCUACUUCCAGAGGGUAACCCGCAAACCUUUGCGGAGUGCUACGAGCGUAUUGACAAAGUGCUGGAGCUUCUGAAAGAUGCGGAUAAUGAUGCUACGAAAGAGGUGGUGAAUGCUAAUGCGGAGACGGUGAAGCCUGCGCCCAUGGGGCCCGGGGUCGAGGUGGAUGUUACGAAUGCGCUGUAUGCGCAUACCAUGGUCCUGCCGAAUAUUUAUUUUCAUUUGAAUACUGCGUAUGGGAUUAUUAGGAUGGAGGGGGUGGAGAUUGGGAAGAGGGAUUUGUAUGUUGGGUUUGGGGAGUUGUGGCGGUAGUUUCAAUUUUGUGUGUGAGAUGGUGGGUGUACUGUAGAUUAAGUUGAGUUUGGGUGUUUGAUCUACUACAGUUUGUAGUUGUGAAUAUAUGUGGACUUCUCCUCUCCUUCGCUUUAUAGAGUUUGGCUCAUAGGGAGUAACGCAAAGUAAGUACUCAAGUGCAGCUACGGAGUACUAAGUACAUAUAGAAUGUAUGUUUCAUAGACCCCGGAAUGAUCUGCAUACUACCAUAAUAUCUUCAUACUGAUCCCAAGAAAAAAUAAGAAAAAGCAAAGGUACAUCCUAUUCAGUGCCCUCAACACAACUCGUACACGUCCUUGAUCAUCUUCUCAACGUCGCCGUCUCCAACCAGCGUUGGUUCAUCAAAUACCUUGCAGAGUGGGUUAUCUGCCUGCUGCACCUUGAGACCGUAGCUCUCUAUGUACGUGACAAAAUAAUAUUCCAC
Aspergillus welwitschiae is the source of this 1218-nucleotide messenger RNA. Its product is annotated as DUF1993 domain-containing protein. Lineage: Eukaryota; Fungi; Ascomycota; Eurotiomycetes; Eurotiales; Aspergillaceae. The transcript has a single exon. The record is from RefSeq and is a predicted model, not a curated record. The coding region runs from base 210 to 773 and encodes 187 amino acids.